UUUUUUUUAAUGGUAUAGUGUCCCCGUCACUAUACUGGACCAUUAGGACCCACACAGGCUUCAGAGUGAGCUCUCCUUACUGAUCCCAUGCCUCUCCCAGCAGCAACUUUAGCUUUCCCAGGAGGUCUCCCAUCAAGGUACUGGCCAGGCUCACACCUGCUUAUCUUUAGUGGGUUUCCAAUUGUGAGUUGCAGGGUGACAUAGCUGCAUACUGCAUUGGCUUGGUUUGUGUUCUUGUGAGUCACAGGCCUUAUAAGUCGUGCUGUGGUUUCACUGGUUCCUCUCAAAUGAGAGGUCAGUAUCUGAGUUUUCCCACCUGCUGCCUCUACCUUUUGGUCACCCAGAUGUCAUAUCUGUUCACUUUUUGUGCUCUCAUUUGUGCACUGUUGUUGUUCUGGGGAGGUGAUGGCUCUAAACAGUUUUCCCCUUAAAGUAAUUCUCUAUAUUACUGGGUAAAUGAUAGCUUAAUGAAACCGAGUUGUGUGGUGUUUUUGUUGAGUUAUCUGCUUAUGUAGCCAUAGUUGACUUUUAUAAGAUGAGCUCUCCUAUGUUUUGUGUUUGCUUAAAGAAAAAUAUAAGCUCACAAUGUUUCUACCCCAUUCUUCUUUAGAUUGUGCAGCAGCUUUUCUGGAGGGCUUAUGGCAUUUCAAGCACUUCUGCUCUGUACACUUAGCUAGAGGGAUAUGAUGCCAAUGCUCUGUUUUGAAGCCCUUCCCUGAGUCUUGGUGCUAAUCCAGUGAAUCUCAUCCCACUUGUGCAGACCUUGAGAAGGAGCUGUUUCGAGAUGGAGCUCAGAACCCUGCCCGAGGGGUCGUUGUCAGUGUCUGCGCAGAAGAUACUGGCAGCCAUUCGAGAACAGUACACUGACAGAACUGCAAAGGCCAGACAGAGUAGGCAGAUAGCGGAGAGAGGCAGCGAGAGAAGUCAAGGAUCUCUGAGAAGAGAGAGCAGGAGUGGAUUCUGGGAGCAGACAGUCCCUGUGUCGGGUUGCUGGGGUGGAGCAAUCAGGGGAAAGGAGUCAUUGUUGGCUGCCCAUUUUCCGAGCGGGGUUAAUCAGGGAAAGCCAGCUGCCUGCUACAAGGAGAGGGCCCGGGAAAACAGGGCACAGACCGGACUGCCGGGCCGUGCUCAGACAGCACAGCUGGGCGCCAGGCAUGCUGAGAGCAGGGGAGCCGAAGCUGUCCGGCCGCUCCAGGCAGACGUGCUCCGCAUGAAGAGGUUUGAACAGGAGAGCAACUGGGGAAGUGGGUGCUGUCAGACAGAUUCCCUGGAAUCUGUGGAGCCCAGCGGUACUAAUGCAUCCCAGAUAAGUGAUUUGAAACCAGACAGGAUGCGGUACAGUGCGAGUCUGGGGACUGAAGAUACCUUCUCUCCUUCUGGUGAUCAAAGACAUUCUUUACAGCAGCCUGAUCUGGAAUCUAGACGCUUAGCAGUGGAACGGAAGAGCUCUGCUCCCGUGUCUCUGGAGGGCCAUAAAAUGGAAAACCAGUUUGAGAGAUCACAGAGUACCGAGAUCCCACUUCCAUGUGGCAAAGCAGUCAGUUCAGGGAUUUCGCUGAAGAGGAAGCGUAUGACCCUGUCCGACAACGCUAAGAAGCCGGGCAAGUGGGAGCCAUCUCUAGAUCGGGGCAGUUCAGAGAAGCCUGAAACUGGGAAGGAAAAGGUCGGCACAGCUUCUGCAGGUCUUAAGUCCCCUGUAGCUGUGACCUCUGAAGCUGGUGUGUGCGAUGCCAGCAGACUGAGCCAGGAGGAGAGGGCCCUCGUCCUGAGGGAAACCGCACAGGCGUCGGUGAUCGUUCUGACCAUGGUCUACCAGGACGGCACUGCCCAGCUCAACGCUGAACAGAAGUCCUGUCCCCCAGUCAGUGGGGUCCUUGUGUUGUUGAAGAGUGAGCUGGAUGCGAUGGAGUCUGAAGGGUGUAGUGCAGGCCUUCCUGGCUCAGAGGGCUCAGGCUGUAAGGUUAUCUUCCUGAAGCUGGAGCAGAGGCCUGCAUGGGCACAGCAAGGAUACAGACAGGACCGCUUCUCCAAAGAGAUGCUUCUUUGCAUUCUGGGAAGUGCCCAGGAUGUCAUCUGCUUUAAAGCUAAAGAUCUGCUGUGCACCGCUCUUCAGUAUUUCGGGAAGGAGAUCAGCUGGAAACAAGUCGCCCUCUGCAGAAUUCUGGACCCUCAGAUCGCAGCCUGGCUGUUGGAUCCUGCCGACACUGCUUCCUGCUUCUGGGACCUUGUGGCCAAACGCUGCAAAACCCGAGCUGCAGUCAAGCCUUGUGCUGGAGCCAGGGAGCCGAAUGUGAGCGGCAGCCUCCUGGUGCUCUAUCGGCUUAUGAUGGAUCUCCGUGCCAGUUUGCAGGAGCAAGGCCUGUGGAAGCUGUUCUGUAGUGUGGAGCUCCGACUCACCACAGUACUGGCAGUCAUGGAAAUCCAUCGGAUACAUGUAGACAAGGAUGCACUGGAGAAAACGUCUAAGAUCCUGGGGAUGAAACUGAAGCAGCUGGAGCAGGAGGCUCAUCAGGCAGCAGGGCAGCAGUUCCUGGUUUCCAGCAGCAGUCAGCUCCGCGUGGUCCUGUUUGAGAAGCUGCGCCUUCAUGAACGCUGCGAGAACAAGAAAUUGCCCAAGACCGUCCUCAGGCAGCAGCAGUCCACCUCUGAGGCCACUUUAAUGCAGCUGCAAGACCUCCAUCCUCUGCCCAAGAUCAUCUUGGAGUACAGGCAGGUCCAUAAGAUCAAAUCUGCUUAUGUGGAUGGAAUUCUUUCAUGCAUGAGUAAGGUAAGUUAGAUAUGUGAUGUAACCUCACUUGCAUUUCAUUAAAGGCUUCAAAAUAUGUCAAUAUGUGAUUUAUGGGGACUUAAUAUUUUAAAUAUCUGUACGUCACUGACAUUUUGUGAAGUUUACCAGCUUUACUUAUGGAAAAUGUACUUUUUUCUGUUGGAUUUUGGAGCUUUACCUCUUCAUCUGGGCUCUGAUAUAGUCCUGGUGUUCUCAGUGCUUGGGGGGCAAGUGAUGGUUUUAAGUAAGUGAGCUGGAAUUAUCUGGUACCAUGUAUACUUCCUGUUGACGUUGCUCUUGUUCCUUCUUUUUCAAUUGUUUUAGUCAUCUCUGGAGCAUACUGUAUGUAUUCUUGUGGUCUUUAGUUACUAAAUUUCUUGUAAAUGUAAGCAAUGGAAUUGUGAGAGCCGAGCACCCAGGUGCCACGUUCUGUAUAAUAAGGAACGUAAAACUUUUUUCUGCCCUGUAAUUUUGACUUGUGGGUCUGAAAGGUGCAGGGGAUCUGUUACAUGCAAGUUUUGAAGUAAUACAAUGGGGUGUAGCAGGGUGACGUGAGGAUUAGCAUUGCUCUCUCACAGCGCUGGGCCCUGGGUUCAGUUCCAGACCUGGGGUGCUGUCUGCGGGGAGUUUGUGUAUUCUCCGCUUCUUCAUGUGUUCCAGUUUCCCUCCCGCAAUCCAGAAACACACUGGCUCCUGGGAAGGUUCGCCCUGGUGGUAGUGCCUGCCUGUGUGUGCCCUGCGAUUGAGUA
This is a messenger RNA of Lepisosteus oculatus (spotted gar), 3516 nucleotides long. The record is from RefSeq and is a predicted model, not a curated record. Lineage: Eukaryota; Metazoa; Chordata; Actinopteri; Semionotiformes; Lepisosteidae.